This is a messenger RNA of Schistosoma turkestanicum, 2376 nucleotides long. NCBI's taxonomy places the organism in Eukaryota, Metazoa, Platyhelminthes, Trematoda, Strigeidida, Schistosomatidae. The record is from the annotation of a GenBank genome assembly.
AUGAUCAAAAGAGAUCAACAAGACAAAUUUAUCAACAAUAAAAAUUCCAAUGAAAAUUCAUUCAAUGUAAAUAAUCAUAGAAAAUGUAAAAAUCAUUCAUUUGAACCUAUUAAUUGUUUAGUGGAUCGACAUCAUGGAUGGUAUACUGAAAUAAUUCCUGUGGAUAAACAACACUAUCAUCAUGAUAAAAAGCAUUCAUGUGAUUAUAUUGUACAAACCAAUUUCAUUACAAAUAAAACAAAUAAUUCAAUCAAUAAACCAUUAAAUAAUUCAACAAAACAAAAUGAAAUUAAUAACAAUAAUAAUAAUAAUAAUAAUAAUAAUAAUAAUUCUACAACAGAAAAAUUCAAAUUAUUCUCUUUAAUUAAUUUUUCCAAUUCAAAAUUAUUGAAAUCAUCAUGUAAAUCUGAUAAAUUGCGUAUCAAUCUAAUAUUACGACUACGUAGUAUUUGGUCACGUUCAUCAUCGAAAUCGCAACAUAUUGAAUCGAAACAUGCUCAUAAAUCAUUGAUCAAUCAUCGUUUUCAUCAACAUCAUCAUCAUUAUCAUCAUCAACAAUAUGGACAUUGUCAAUGCGGUAAAUCAAUCAAUAAAACAGAUAUUCAUUGCAAAUCUGUUCAGCCGAAACAUUGUCCACAAGAUCAUCAUGAUGUCCAAAGUGGUAGUAUGAGUCAUCCAAUGAAAAUGGGAAAAUCAAUAAUCACACAUGAUGAUGUUCCGUGUGGUAUGAGUCAUCAUCCAAUGAAAAUGGAAAAAUCAAUAAACACAUCACAGUCCACACCUGCCUAUUCAUCAAAUGAACAUCAAAAUAAUAAUAAUAACAAUUUGAUGAUGAUACAAUUAUUCAUGUCUAGACAAUAUUAUUCGGAAGAUUGUUUAUUAAAACCGUAUAAUUUAUACAAUUCCAUGCAUCAAUGUUCACAUAUUCAUUUUCAAUUUGAUAUCAAUGAAAAAUCAAUCAGUCAUCGAAUAACUUCGAGUAAAGAUAAACUUACUUCUUGUUAUUUAUCUAAUUUAAGAUUAAAAUCAUGUAACAGUAUUAAACAUUCAUUAUCCACUGGUAAUAUAUGUUGUUUAUAUACAUUGAAUUGUGUCCCAUCGGUUGAAUGUAUAGCUCAACCGAUUACAUCAACGUCAUCGUCGUCACCGUCAUCAUCAUCAUCAUCAUCAUAUCAAAAAGAUUAUCGAUGUUCAAGUCUGCCACCGACUACAUCGAUUAUGAUGAAUCGAAGAAAUAAAUCUAAAUUAUGUUCCCCAUUUAAAAAAUUAAAAAAUCAUCCAUUUUAUCAAGAUACACAUCAUAAUUUAGCGAAAUGGAUACAACAAACAUUACAAAGCAGUAAUAAUAAUAAUAAUAAUAAUAAUAGUAAUAAUAUCAAUAAAAGCCAUUCAGAUGAUAAUAAUAAUUAUACAGAUGAUAACGACGAAAAUGACAUUAAUAAUAAUAAUAAUAGUAAUAAUACUCAUGCUAAUAAUCAAUUUAUUGAUAUGACAAAUUAUUUAAAUUAUAAUAAGCUUUCUGAAAAUUAUAAACAUGUCCAUUUUGCUGAUGAAUCAUCUCUCUAUUCAUCAAUAAGUACAUUGAACUCACUAUCAAGAUCAUCAUCAUUGUGUUCAUUAAACUAUUCGAAUAAUUCACAAACAUCAUGUUUUUGUUCAAUUUGUUCAUAUCCUUUAGAUAAUAAUACAAUAAUCAAUCAAAAAACCAAAAUAAAACAUUCAUUAUCUAAAGAAAAACUUUUUAAUAAAUUAAAAAAUUCUAAAAAUAAAAUUUCACUAAAUCGUACAUUAUCUAGUUCAAAAUUAGAAAUAAAUAAAAAUAAUAAAAUACCAUUAGUAACUGUAAAUUUAUUUCAUAAUGAUGUGGAUUUAUCGGAAUUACCUAUACAUGUAAUGCAUCGAUUGGAAACAGAAAGAAAAUGGGAACCAACAUUUUCAAUGCCAAAUAAAUGUAAUGAUUUUUAUCAACGUCUUAUUGAACAAAAAGUAUGCCUUUCAGAAUUUCAUUCACAAAAUCUACAUUCAUUCAAUGUUCAAGUGAAAGUAAUUCAUAAUAACGAUCAUCAGCAUCAUAAUUCACAAACAACUAGUUUCGAUUUUAAAAAAGAAGUCAAACUACGUUAUACAUUAGAUAAUUGGCGAACAUUCACUGAAUGUCCAUCAUUGAUUUGUUUAAAUCAAUUGACACCAAUGACACUGCCAUGCCAAAAUGAUCAAUGUAUAGAAACUUAUGAAUCGGAAGUGAUUCUCACCUUAACUCCAUAUGAAUCAAAAUAUAAUCAAUUAGAAUUUGCUGUAGUUUAUAGAGGUGAUCAUUUUGAGUAUUGGGAUAAUAAUCAUUCACAAAAUUAUAAAUGUUUUGCAAGUUCUUUCUAA